UGAAAAUUAAGAAGGAAACGAAUCUGUAUAUGAAACUUUACAGUUGUAUUCAUACUUUGUAUAUAGAUACAUAUAAUGUAUAUACUGUUAUGGAAAGAAAUCAGCUGAGAAAGGUAUACUGUUGACCAAAAAAAGAUAAUGAAUUUCAACUUAAGAAUAUACCGAGUAAUCAGAUUUUUGCAUUCCAAUGUUGGGUAUAUAUGCAUGCUAUUCUCAACAACUUAAGAAUACACUGAGUUCAUAUUUACAUAACGUGAGUACGCAUGUCUGUAUAUGUCUAUGCUUGCUGUUUUGUUUGUUUCACUUUUAACGUUGCUUGUGAUUUCUCAUCACUCUAGAAUUUGUUUGUUUUCUAGUUAUAUUUUGUAUUCAUGUGUAGCUUGUAAAUAUGUAAUAUGUUUAGAAUGUUUCUUCUUCACAGAUUUGAAGCGACUAUAUUUUGUUGAAGGACAAUAUAGGUGUAAAUCGUUCGUAUAUAAGGAGUAAAGUUCAACUUUCAGCCACUCAAUAAAAUUGUCUUUUAAGAUUAGUUAUCUAACAACGAAAUGAAUUGGUUGGUUGAACAAAAUUGAAUUUUAUAUGUUUCUAUGACAAUUUAAUUAGGAGGGAAUGAGAUCCAUGCAUUUGCAACAAUUAAUUAGAGAUGCCAUAAGUUUUAGCCAUUAUAAUAGCUUAAUUAAGAGUUAUAGCAUGCCAAAGAAAUCCGACAUCCAUGAGAGACUAAAUGGCAAUUACACUUACAACAUCCUGAUUGACGAUGUUUUAUGGAGAUGCAGGUCCCCUUAAUACUAUAAUCACGACAAAAAGCAAUGUCUCUCGUGGAUCAAAUGCUUGGCGAAGGUGCAGUAGCGGAUUUAUCUGUGUGGAAAAACAAGAUAACAUCAGGAAUCACACUUGUAAUGGCCACACUUAUCUGGUUCCAGUUUGAGAUCAUGGAGACUGAACCUGUACCCUUUCUAUGUUCGAUCUUGUUACUCCUGACGCUGCUUCUCUUCAUCUGGGUCAAGUAUGGACAUCACCUUUUCACUUGGAUACCUCCCACUCCCGAAGAGCUCCAACAAGAAGAUUCCCCAGUUAGAGCCUUACUUUCAGAGAUCGAAGGUCUUCUCUUGAUGCUGUACGAGAUUGCAUAUGGGGAAGACAUCAAAACCUUUAUAUGGGCCAUCCUUUAUGUGGCCAUCAUAUACACCAUUGGGAGCUACAUCAACCUCCUCACAAUUUUUUAUAUAUGCUUGGUCUGCUUGCUAACGAUUCCAGUUAUGUACCUGCAAUAUCAAGAGGUCGUUGACGAUUUCAUUGGAGAGGUAUCAGAAAUGAAGAACAAGACACUUCAAUUAUUAAACUGUAGGGCCACCAAGAAGAAGAAGAAGUUGUACUAGGUCAUGUGAUUUUGCGGUAUACUAAAGCAAACCGUAUAUGCUUUAUUAUCAUUGUUGAGCUAAUUUGAUUUAGUAGGGAUAAUUGGACACUGUAUCAUUUUAGUAUUUAAAAAUCCGUAGAUGAUUAUAAAAGGCUUAAAUCUGAAACUUGCAAUGCUAAUAUUAAGGAAACAAUCUAGAUAAUGAACCAG
Brassica napus (rape) is the source of this 1570-nucleotide messenger RNA. RefSeq names its product reticulon-like protein B15. NCBI's taxonomy places the organism in Eukaryota, Viridiplantae, Streptophyta, Magnoliopsida, Brassicales, Brassicaceae. The transcript has 5 exons. Bases 810 to 1379 code for a protein of 189 amino acids. The record is from RefSeq and is a predicted model, not a curated record.